Messenger RNA from Colletotrichum godetiae, 2474 nucleotides. Its product is annotated as Six-hairpin glycosidase-like protein. Lineage: Eukaryota; Fungi; Ascomycota; Sordariomycetes; Glomerellales; Glomerellaceae. The transcript is spliced from 3 exons. The record is from RefSeq and is a predicted model, not a curated record. Bases 51 to 2474 code for a protein of 807 amino acids. Gene Ontology annotation, biological process: carbohydrate metabolic process.
UACCCUCAAAGAUAUCAACGACAAGAGUCACUGCACACAAGUUCAAUAACAUGGAUCCCGAAUUGCUAGACACACCCUGGAUUUGGCAUCCGGAGUGGCAAGACCAUGGCGCAAAUACUGCUGGUGGCAUCGUCCACUUUCGCAAGAGUCUGAACCUUGAAGAAGUUCCACAGGGGCCGUCGAGAAUUCAGAUUACGGCGGACACGAGAUACAAGCUUUUCAUCAACGGUCAAGACGUCUUUUCAGGCCCUGUCAAAGGGGAUGAACAUCUCUGGUUCUAUGACGAGAUCGACAUACAACCAUUUUUGAAGGCUGGGGUGAAUCAAAUCUCGGUCAGGGUCCUGCGCUUCUUUCAUGCCACGCAGUACGCGACGAGUUUCCCACGACUACCCAUUCCUGGACUUUUCAUACGACCCCUGGUGUCAAAUGAUGUGGUUUCUUUGCUUGUUCGCAGUGACAGUUUGUGGGAAGCCGCCAUAGACCGUGCCACGGUGCUUCGCAUUGACCAGAAAGAAGACGACUUCCUCCACAUUUACGAAGACGUGGACGCAGUGAAAGCAUUGGAGCUCGAUUGGGUUGCAGCAAAACAAUUGGAAUUACCGGCAUCGCAUGGCAUCACUCCGCCGUGGGUCUUAGCUCCGCGACUGAUACCAAAGCCGACGACCACUUCUCGUUCACUUGCAGCUGUCCAUAAGGUCAGAAGCGGCAUAGAACAGGCUUCGUGGGAGAGCUUCUUGAAGAACGGUCCGAGUACGCUCUGGCUGCCUGCGGGCACACAUCACCACAUCGAAGUUGAGGCAGACAACCACUUGACGGCGAUGCUCGCAUUCCGCUUUAGACGACCCGAAACUUCGGGAUCAAUUUUACGAAUUCGGUACUCUGAGGCGUAUGAAGACGAACCAGAGUAUGUGCCUUACAUUCGCCGCAAAGGCGACAGGAGAGACACGACCAAAGCUUUGUUUGGGCCAGAAGACAGUCUAGAUGCAGCAAAGUUUGAGAUCUUUUCGCCUUUUCAUUUCCGAACUUUACGCUUCAUGUCUAUCGACAUCCAGGUAGAUUCGGAAAGCGAUCUAGAGUUCCUUGGGAUUACCAUCGAUCAGAUUCAUUAUCCUCUAGACAUCAAGAGCGAGUUCACCCUCUCCUUGGCUGAUGAGCACCAGUCAACAUACCAACGCCUCUGGGACAACAGCGUACGCACGCUUACAAAUUGCAUGCACGACUGCUACAAUGACUGUCCCUUCUACGAACAGCUUCAAUAUGCUAUGGACGUACGCAGUUCCUGUCUUUUCACUUACGCCGUGUCAGGCGAUGAUCGAAUGGCUCGGCAGGCAAUUGUUCAGCUUCACAACUCGUAUCGUCCAAGCAUUGGGCUAAUCGCUAGUCGCAGCCCUGCCCAUGUCUUUCAAGUGAUUCCUCACUUCUCGCUAUUCUGGAUCUGCACGGUAGCUGAUCACUUCACCCAUUACGGCGACGAGAAAUUCACUCGCAAAUUUCUCGCAGUGUGUGAUGGUAUCCUUGCGUCCUUUGCACAGCGCUUGGAUACAGAGACCGGUCUCAUAUCCAGUGGCUCUCGGUUCAUCAGGACACAUUGGGACUUUGUCGACUGGACAACUGAGUGGACACCUAUGGGUAUACCGCCGGCAGCCCAGAGGACGGGUAUUCAGACAUUCACCAACUUUCUUUACGCUUACACGCUCAAGGCCAUCGCCAAGACUGUCAGGAAUCUCGGUCGACCUGCUCUAGCGCAGGAGUACGAGUCACAAGCAGACGAGAUCGUUUCGGCCACCCAAAAGCACUGCCGUGUGGGGCCAGUCUUUACAGAUGGAUUGGCGGUCAAAGCCGACCACUCCUUGGACUUCAGUCAACACAAUCAAAUCUGGGCUGUUCUCUGUGGCGCGACUAGUGGUGAGGAGGCGAGACAACUCCUCACACAAUGCUUCGAUGAUACCCCGAGCACGUCAAAACUCCCCACUGCACCGGGUCAUCUCGUCAAAUUCACCAAGGCUUCUACGGCGAUGUCGUUCUACGCUCUCCGGGCUUUGUCCGAAGUAGGCGGAGACCUCUACGACAAAGCUUUCCACUCCUUCUGGGAUCCCUGGCGGCAUCAGCUGGGACAGAAUCUGACAACUUGGUGCGAGGAUGAGGUGACGCUAAGAUCAGACUGCCAUGCGUGGAGCUCGGUGCCUCUCUACGAGUUCACGGCCGAGGUUGCCGGUAUCAAACCUCUCGAGCCCGGAUGGGGAGCCAUCUCUUGCGCUCCUCGGUUCACCCUCUUCAGCGAGUUUGACGCCAAGGUAGCGCUUGGUGGAAAGCUAGCACCUGGCAUUGCUCGCAUCAGAUGGUCCCGAGAGGUCGGUACUGAUGAAAUGAGCUUGUCGAUUGCUCUGCAGGAUAUCCCAGUCGAAGAUCCGAUUCGAAUAAGCGUGAAGCUUCCAAGUGCCCAAGAUUUUGGCUUUGAGCUGGAGGUAAAAUGA